AUGUUUAUGUGUAAUAGGGAUUAAGAUUCAAUCUUAAAUCAGUUAUUAACAGUUCAAAUGGGCAUGAAGUCGACAUCUUUAAGAUUUCUGGAAAGAGUUUAAUUUCCACUUUGAAUAAUCGAGGGAAAGAUGAAUAUUUGCUGAAGGUCACAUUGUCAAACUACUGACGAACAAAACAACAUGUUUUGGUACGAAACCCAGUUCCGACAUGCCGAGGCUGCUAGACAACGAAACAAGAGAGAGGAGAGGAAGCUCAAGAUUGAAAUUGAGAGAAAAAAUGGAAUGCAGGCUAUAUACAAAAGUGAGGUAGACGCCGUGUCAAAGGAACAGAGACGUAUCAAACGUGAAUUAGACAGAAUACGUAAAAGCUCCGUGGGUCCGAUAAACGUGUUCAAUAAGAACACAAAGCCAUACCCUAUACAUUCAAAAAUGCCUGUACGUGCAUCUAGAUCAGUGAAACGUAAAAUUUCUCGAAUCGAACAAAGAUUUCAAUUCUUAUCAGGUGAAUGCGAUCACGGGAAAAAUGAACUUGAGAACGACUUAAUGCGUGCUAUUAUGUUCAUUGAUUGUAAAAAGAACAGAAGCGAAAAUAAUGCCGUUUUUAGUCAGGACACAAAAAGUCAUUUUAAUGACCUAACAACAACCGACGAUUCAUCGAGCACUUCACAAAGACUUGUAUUGGGCAAUGAUAUUACGACGGGUGACAAUAGCAUUACACAGAGUGAAGUAGAUAAUACUUUACACGAUACACAAUCCAUAUCUAACGAUACAAACGUACUCAAAGUGCUAUCUUCAGAACGCUCAGUCUCGCCUGCACAUUCGUGUAUGUCAACUGAAGAAUUGUCAAAUAUUGAACAUUUGGACAACGAUCAACUGACGCAGUUAAAGACCGACUAUCAUUCCUACAGAGAACCUGAAAGUGGCAGAACUACGGAAUACGUAACAAAGCACCGUAUUAAAAGCUUGGAUUUGUCUCAGUUAGCCAGUUUGGAUAUGAAAUCUGUGAAAUCAAAUGUUUCUCAGCGGCUUUUAGGAGCAAAUCCACCGUCACAGGCAGAUUUAUCUCGAAGACGCGUUUCGGAUGGAAGUUAUUCUAUUUCCAAAACUUCUUCAAGGGUAAAACAACCUACCACUGUGCCAAAGAGGCGUAUUUCGGAUGGAAAUGUGCUUCCCAAAUCUACAACUUCCGCCGUAAUUGGAUCAUCUGUGUCAGUGGAUGGCGAAACCAAACACCAUACUCCGGAAGAACACCCGAAAGACAAAGAUCGCCAGACACCAUUAAAGAAGAAAGUUCCAAAACAGCCGAAACUUCUGUCACCAAAACUUGAUGUAGAAGAUGAAGGGGAAGAUGAACGCGAUGGAAGCUCGCCCAGAAUCCUGGGGUCAACAGAUGAGGCUUGGGAAAUGGCACGAAAGGCUAGAUAUCUUCGCACGAAUGAUCCACGUCAGUUGGAACAGGAGCGGGAAUUAAGUUUGAAGGAAAUUUUUGACUGACAAGGGAAAAUCUUUUGCCAAAACGACAGUGCUGUGAUAAGUAUGUUUGAAUUAUUAUUAUUAAGAGGGACAAUUUUAUCUGUUUCUGGUUGCAUAUGAAGGGGAGGAGAAUCUUUUUCGUAAAACGGCAGCUUUUAACCAACAGCAUACCCAAAAGCUACAAGGAAUAUAUGAAGACGUUGUUUAAUCUAAACAUACUUAAUUUAGUGUUGGAACAUCCAGUGUUUGUUCAGACUUCAGGAAAGAUAACAGAACUAUUGUAAAUAACAGGUAUCAUUUAGAGACCAACGCGUUUAAAUAAAUCAUUUUUAUCUUCUUGUUUCGUUUGAUAUUGAUUUACCCUUUGAAUAUGUCCGGUCAAGUAUGUAGGCUAAUUAAUAGUUAGUUUGAAUGACCAACAUAUAGUUCAGACAAUAAUUGUGUAAUCUUUCACGAUCUAAAUUAUCAACAUGGCGGUGUUAAUAAUAGUUAUUUGGCUCAGCUCUUACUGUUGAUCAAAAUCAGAAAAUUCUACAAUUGUAUGUUGCUAAUUUUAGAAUAUAGCUCGUUCUAUAAAAAUAAAAAUACAAUUGUUUGUAUUUGUUCAUUUGGGCUUUUUAUAUUUCGAGACUAACUACCUAUAAAUGUCCAACUCUUUUGUAACUCUGCAUUUGUUAGUAGAUAAAGGUAAUUCUGAAGAAGCCCAUAGAUUAACUUAACAUGGUCUAUGCAUGCAUGACUUUAGUUCAUGUACACAAAGUUGUCAAAUCUGUGAGUUUAAGUUUUAUAAAUAAGCCCUGGGUUAGGAUUUUAUAUAAAAAUGGGAUUAAUGCAACUCAACUACCCUUGAAGAUUGCCAAGUGAACAAGAGUGAUAAAUUUAAGUAGACUCUUAAUAUAUAUAUCUUAUGCUCACUAAGGUUACUUGGUUAAAAUACAUCUCAGAACAUAGCGAACUAACUGGUUGGUACAUUUUAUGAAAUAUUUAUUACUUAGCUACGCCACUUUAAAUAAUUAUUUAACCACCUAGUAUAGAAUAUGAUGAAUACGUGUAGGUUAGUACGUAUCUAUAUAACAUAGCGUAAACAUAAACAUAUAACUAUUAAAUAUUACAAUUUUAAACCUGAUAAGGGGUUUAAGAUACUCACCACUCGAAGUGCAUAUGAUUUAAAACAUUAUAAAUGGAUUUUAUAAAAGGAAUAGUUAUAUCACUAUGUAACAAACCCUUUAUUUGUGUUAUAUCUUAGUCUUUGCUUUACGAUUAAUGAGUUUGUUUUGUAUAUAAAAUUUAUGCCGUCCUUAUCAAAUGUACAUAGAAUAUCAUUUAUAAUUGUUAUUGUAUAUGAUAUAUAUUUUUAUCAUCAGUGUUUAUAUAAACUCAGUUUUUCUAAUUUGUUAAUCUUUAUAAAUAAAAAUUACACCUAUU
Messenger RNA from Patella vulgata (common limpet), 2898 nucleotides. RefSeq lists its product as uncharacterized. The transcript has 2 exons. Bases 181 to 1494 code for a protein of 437 amino acids. NCBI's taxonomy places the organism in Eukaryota, Metazoa, Mollusca, Gastropoda, Patellidae. The record is from RefSeq and is a predicted model, not a curated record.